This is a messenger RNA of Trichobilharzia szidati, 9267 nucleotides long. The record is from the annotation of a GenBank genome assembly. NCBI's taxonomy places the organism in Eukaryota, Metazoa, Platyhelminthes, Trematoda, Strigeidida, Schistosomatidae.
AUGUUCAAGAAGUUUCUUGCUAGCAUCACUGACUACAUAAUUGGAAAGUAUGUAGAAAAUUUCAAUGGUGAAAAUUUAUCUUAUGGUCUUCUAAAUGGAAAUAUUACUCUGAGCAAUUUGACUCUCAAGAAAGACACAUUAAAUAGUCUUUUUAAUAUCCCUCUAACUUUGCAAUCAGGUACAGUUGGCAAUGUGUCUAUAUUCGUGCCUUAUACUCAUCCAUGGAGUCAAGCAUGGCAACUAUCUCUAGAAAAUGUUGACUUAAUUGCCUAUGCUUCAGCUGAUGACCUAUGGGAUAAGUUGAAUCCAAAUAAUUCCCCAAGUGACAGUCAAACAUCUUCAAUUCGAAACGAAACCUCGAAAGAUUCAUUAGUCAAUAAUGAGAGUGGUCAACAAAGCCAAAGAGACAACUUAUCCCCUACUGAAACAUCUAUUCAUGGAAAGUAUAGUUUGGAUAAAAUGGAGAAGAAAUGGUUUCAGACUAUUAAUGGAGUUGUACUCAGUGAUACAGCUGCUAUCGCUGAACUAGUUGCUAUGGAUAAUAGAGGCGAUAAUUCUUCUUGGUGGUCUUAUAUAUCGUCAGUUGGUUAUGGCAUUAUCCGUAGUCUUCAAAUUGAGAUUCGUCAGGUGCGUAUCUCACUUAUCGAUCCAAAUAGUAGUAGCACUAUGGGUGGCAAUAACAGUUCAGAAAGUGGCGGUGAACAUACCUUCUUUCAUGAUGAUUGUCCAAGUUUUGGAAUAUUCACCAUUACCUUAGAACACUUGACAAUGGAGACUACAGAUUCCUGUUGGAAACGGACUACUUCAACAUCUGAAGAACCUGUUGAAUAUAAACUGAUUAAUGUUCGUGGAUUAAAUAUCACAUGGCAUCCAGAUAUAUCAAAGUCAUCAAUACAUUCAAUCGAUUGUACAAUUGAUGAGAAGGCAACCGAGGAAGCAUCUAGUGAAGCAGAGGAACUGUCGAAUCAAAAUAUUCUGCAUAUCCUACCACCAUGCCAUCUAACUGGACGUUUAAAACGUAAACAAACGAAUAUUUCAAUGAAUAGCACCACCAAUAACAGUAAUACUAUUACUCCUUCUACUAACUCUACUCUUCUUACUGGACCACUGAUAAACAGAAAAUACCAGUCAGAAUAUCACUCGAGUGAAGCACAAAUUGAGUUAACCGUAAACUUGAGUCAAUUAGAUAUACAAAUAUCACAAGAAUUAUGUCGUAGCUUGUUACAUCUAUCCGAAGUGUUGAAGUGCCAGUAUGAACGUACUGAACAAUUGAAACGUCGACCUUGUAGCAGUAGUACUACAGUGAAAAGAUAUGCCGAUUGGUGGCGUUAUGCAGCUGGCGAAGUUCAUCCACCACUUCGAUUAUAUCUGAAUUCAACAUUUCGACAUGUCACACUAUCAUCUUUAGCUAAUGAAGCCAAGUUGAACAUUAUCUAUGUGAAAGCCUAUACAGCUUAUUUGAUUAAAGGACUCUCAUCAUCAUCAUCUUCUGGGGAGACGUUGACGUCAACUUCUACAAAGUGUUUAAUUACAAUUGAUCAAGUCAGCGUUAUAUGCAAAAGUUUAAAUUAUACGCCGGAAAUGGACAGUGAACGAUUAAAACAUGAUGAGAUAUGGUCAAUACAAAGAAUUGCUAUUCUCCGUCUGAUUGCUAUGAGACGUGCUACUGUGAUACUGCAUAAAUUAUUAAAAUGUGAUAAAAACGUCAAGCAUGGAAGUAAACGUUCAUCAGUUGAUUCAGGACAAUCUUCUGCUACACCUCUACCCUUUCCUCCUCCUCCUGCUUCUUCAGUUGUCGACAGUACAUCUACAUCGACAUCUACAGCUUCCACCACCACGACACCAAAUCAAUCCUAUUAUAAUAGUUGGUGGAGAUAUUCUUCAUGGUUAGGCUUGACAACAUCAUCUUUUUUCUCGUCAAAUACUACUACUACUACUGUCAAUAACGUUGACAGUAGUAUAACAGAUCAAACAGCUGAUGAGAUACAAAAACAACAACAAGAUGAAGAAGAAGGAGGGGAAUCAGCUGAUGAUUCUAGUUUCAAUCAUUCAACAUCUUCAUCACCGCCAACAUCUUCUACAUCGAUUAUUAUUGCUGAUACAAUCUUUGAAUUACUGGAUGAAUUUGCUGAACAUACAAAUAAUAAUAUUGAUUAUACAAGUAUAAAUUAUCCUGUAUUUCUACAAUUUAUUUGUACUAUUGAUGGAUGCAGUCUACGGCUGAUUGACAGUCAACAAGAAGAAGAGGCUAUGCAUGCAUACAUGGUGCAUCCCGCAUUUGUGAGUAUAUCUGGACAGCAAAUGAAUUUUAGUCUGGCAAUUCGACCAAAGUGUAAUUCAUAUCGUAUAUCAACUUAUAUUCAAUCAUUUACUGUACAUGAUGAAAGAUGGUCAUCUGCACAACAGAGUAAUAGUAGUAGCAGUAGUAGUCAUGAAAGGGAUUCUUCGUCCCAAUUGACGACACCGCUAUUCCCCGUUGUUGUUUAUCCACGUUAUCAUCAUGGUUAUCAUUUAGAAUCUGAUAUGACCACUGCUGCUACUACUGUUAUUGCUGAUGACGCUCAGGAAAGACGAGUCUUUUCAUUGAUUUAUGAAGUGAAUCCUGUGAAGAUAAAUGCGGAUUAUCUUCUUGAAAUACACACCGAUCCACUUCAAGUGAUCUGUCAACCGGAAUUACUUCGUCAUAUUAUCAAUUUUAUCAAAUCAGCUGUACAUUCAUCAAAACCUUCAAAACAAUCCAGAUUGAAUCAUUCCGUUAAAGAAGGCAUAUCCAUAAAUUUAAGUUCACUAAUCAAAGAUACUGAUGCUACUGCCGAUACUACUGAUAAUAACGACACUAGUAGUAUAGGCGGCGGUUGUGGUGGUAGUAAGAACAUUCCAAUUCCAAAGAAGUCGAUAACAUUCACAUCAUCAUCAUCAGCAGCAGCAGGAGCAUCGUCAGUUAAGUCAAGAAAUCGUUGGGCAAUAAAUUUUGAUUUAGCUGCACCAAGAAUACUAUUCCCUAAUCGUUAUAAUAUUUAUAAUGAAGAAGAACAGGAGAAGAAGGCGGAUACCUUGAUGAGUACUUCACUUUCAAUGUGUACUACAUGUGUUCUAUGUGAUUUUGGUCAUUUACGUGUAACGAAUUGGCCUGAAGUACAAAUUAGAUCUAUGAGGCAGAAGAAAUGUAAUAAUGUUGUAUUAUCAGGAGAAAUGAAUUCUAUGCAACAACGUAGUGGUGUAUUGGACAACUUGAAUAAAUUGGAGAAUGAAAAGUUUUUAGCUGCGGAAUCAUUGGAUGCUGCUACCGCUGCCGGUGGUGAUGAUGAUGACGAUGACUAUGACGACGCUGAUGAAUAUAAAACCCCGUGCAGUACACCAGGGGAAUUAUCUGACAAUGACGACAAUGAGAACAACAACAAUAAUAAUAAUAUUGAAGAUGGUAGUGGUGAUGUUGAUAAGGUUGAGCAGUCAUCUCAAAGACAAAAUGAACCUCCCAUAGGAAAUCAUGGCAAAGGGAAUGAAGCGGAAAAAUCUUUACCAGCUGAUAACGCUUAUACCUCAUAUAUGAUAAAUAUUGAUAAUAUUCGUGUGCUGGUUGGCAGUUUCCAUAUGCUAGAGACACUUGGUUUAUGGAGUCAGUUUAAUUCUGCACAAAUAUCAACAGAAUUGCAAGAUGAGAAAGAGAAGCCUCCUCUUCACCCAACCUCCUUAACUUCAUCAGACGCCAGUCAUUCAGUUCUACGUAUGAGUAAAUCUGCGCUUGUAUCACGUUUAUGCCUUAUUAAUCCAUUCGAUUUACGCUUACUAAUCAGUCGACGUGUUCCCACGCUACAGCAUAUUUCAAAACUGCCUAGCUCUUCUUCUUCUUAUUCCACUUCAACAGCGCAUCUUCCUUACCUGUGGAUUAGUUUAAGUCAACCGUCAUGUGUUAUUCAACUAUCGAAUACAAAGAUAUCCGAUUUCUUUUCAUGUCUAGAAGCAUGUCAACGUCAAUGGGAUCAAAGUCAUCCUAGUCAGCAGCAUAGUCAGAGCUGUUCAAAUAUUCAUCAAAUGAAUUUCACGACAAGCACACCAUCUAUAUAUAAAUCCAUCCAUGAUAAUUCUCAACAGGCUACUACUACUACUACAACAAAGUCAUGUCGAUCUUCAAAUCAUCUCAUCAAUCAUCAGCAUGUUGAAAAGUACUCAAUCAAAUCAAUAAUAUCAUCAAAUAGUCAGAGAAUACAAAUUAUAGCCACAUAUUCUAUUCAAUCAUUUAUUAUACAAUUUGAAUCGAAAGAUCGUCCAUUGGCCGAAUGUCGUUUAGACGGAGCUGUUUUCAAUUGGUCUGUUUAUCGUGAUUGUCAAGCUGAUUACAGCGUACAAUUUAAAUUAGGCAGUAUAUCUAUUGUGGAUGCUGUAAGCAAUGUUGGCGGUUUAUAUGAUGUGAUAUUGAAUUCAGAUAAAGUGAAAAGAACUGACGCAAUCGACUCAAUGAUCACGGAAAAUAAUAAUCAGAAUGACACCAGUCAUAACUAUGAUGAUGGAGGCGGCCGAACGUCGGUGGUAUUCAAUUCACGGUUACCAUUUUCACUGUGGAAGAAGUAUUCAUCUCCUUUACCAGAUCAUAUCAACCCGUUAGAUGAAUUUAAGCCAUUCAAUUCACAGAUUGAACAAAGUGAUACAUUUCUUAUGGCAUGUUUAACAUGGUGUCCAUCUUCUUCUGGUUCUUCUAAAUUAUAUCGAACAAAUAAAACAACGGCGGUUGAUUCAAUUGGUUCGUAUUUCAUUGAAUUAUCCAUGGGGUAUUUAAAGAUUACUGGUAAUCCAAUUACAAUGAAAAUUAUCAACGAAUUUAUCACUGAUCUCAACUUAUCUUUAAAGGAUCAUUAUUAUUCCAGGAACCAAUUGACUUCAUCUGAUCAUCAUCGCCAUCAUCAUCAUCGGUUGGAUGAAGAAUCGUCAUCAUCACAAUCCUCAUUCAGUCAUCAAUAUUUCCCGUAUGACUCCUUUGCUGAAGAAGCGGAUGAUACAUCGUUGUCUCCUUUUAUUGAUUAUAAUUGGCAAAUAUCAUUGGCUAAUUUAGACAUAUUAUUGAUUAAUCAUCCUGUCGAUAGUAAUAAUAAUAAUAAUAACAGUAAUGAGUACAAUUCAUUGACGGGAUCAGUUAAAGAAAUUGUUCAGAUGACAUUUUCCAAUCUUCGUUUGGAAUUACAGACUUCAGGCUUACUAAAUUCUUUAUCAGUAAAACUAAAAACUUUUCAACUCCAUCCUUUAUGCAAUUCACAAAUUCAAAGUGAUCAAUAUUUAUUUGGAUCAAUAUUUUCACCAGUCUCCUUUUCUACUACCGCGGAACAACAUUCUGAUCUAAUGCAUAUCAAUGUUCAAUGGUAUACUCAACACAACAGUUAUCCGCCUGUUGAGAUUCAACAGCCACAAAUUCAAAUUACCCUCUCCAACCUUGUUUAUAUUCAUUCACAUAGUGAUGUCCUUGAAAUUAUUCAAUGGUUUCAAUGUAUUAUACCAUAUCUACGGCUCAACAAGACAGUAAUUCAAUCCUCACGCAAUGCGCAUAUUGAUAGUGAUAGCGGAAAUGAAAUAUCCAGCCGACUUGAUAAAUUAUUAUUAUUAUUAUCAUCACUCUCUGUUCAAUUUUCAAUGAAAAUCAACAAUUCAAUCAUCUUAAUCCCAAGUAGUUUUAAUCCAUGCGCGCAUUUCUCCCUAGUUGGUUUUAAACAAAUUCAAAUUAACCACAAUUUGUUGAAUUCAAUGUUCAAUUAUAGUAAUUCAAAUGAUAACAAGUCUGUAUCAUUUUCUAUUGAACAAUUUAGUAUUAUGCAUUAUGUUAAUGAAGCAGGGAAAGUAGCAGAUCAAUUUUUACUGAGAUCAUCACCACCGAUGGAGAGAAAAAAAUUAUUUCAUUUGAAUUUCCGCUUGUUGUAUGAAUUUUGGUGUCAACAAAUGGUAUGGUGUAAUGAUCCAUUGAAGUAUGAGUUAUGUCAUCGAGUGAUUGUAUUCCCAAUGGAUUUUUCAGUCUAUAUAAACUACAUAAAGUUGAAUCCAGCCAGAAAAAGUUACUCAUCAUCUUCGCCCUCCAACUGGUGGUUACAGACAGUUCGUUUCAAUUUCUCUGAUUUAUCUUUCAUGCAAACAGCAAAGUUGAAUCAGUUUACAAAAUAUCAUCAUGUUGUUGUUGUUGUUCCUGAGAAUAACGAUGAGAUGAAUGCGCCGCCGCCUUCUACAAAUAGGUCAGCGGAGGGAGUAACAUGUUCCCACCCAUGUGUUAAUCUACUCCUAUUCUCUGAACCAAUAACUACCCAGUUAACUGUUGUCAUCUACAUUCACACAAUGCGUUUCAAUCUGACUAAGAUGAAUUGUGAUUUAGUCAAGGAUUUAUUCGACAGUUAUUUAUUGAAACAAUUCGAAGAAAAUCAAUCGGAUGGUGUGAAUAAUGAGGAAGCGUUACAAACUGAUCAGCCAGCAGCGAUACAACAACCUUCCUACUCUGAUCUGAAUUCAAUUCCUAUCGGACUGAAUAGUAUUCAAUGCGGUUCUCUGGAAUUCGGUAUACGCGUCAAUUGUUCACAAAUUCAUAUUUUAAUGUUAGGCGAUUUAGAUAUCACACCGAUUCCAUUAGCUUCAUUAACUAUCGAAUCAUUAGAGGCAUCAUCAUCAAGUGUUCAUAUCUCUAAAGGUGGUGGUGGUGGUGGUAUUACACUGCCUACAUGUCUCCAGUUGAAUGUUGGCGGUGCAUAUUUACAAAAUCGAUUACCACCAUCGAAACAUGAUUAUGAUAAAGAGAAGGGAAAGGAAAGGAAGACUUCAACAACACAACGUGGUGGUGGAAUAAAAAAGCAGCAGCAACAGUUUCUACUUGUCUGUAAAGAUUUUUCUUCAGCGGAAGGCAGUUAUGGUCAUACUCAUAAGGAUAAUAAAUAUUUAAGACGUAAAAGGAUAAAUUCAUGCUCGACUGAGGAUUAUGACAAAAUCUAUUAUACAGAGGGGAAUUGGUGUUCUGGAAAUCAUUCAACUUGCGGAAAGGAUUAUUUAUCCAAUGUGUGGAAUCAUGAUGAUAAUGAUAUCGUUGGUUUAUUACAUCAGGUGUCUCCGAUAUCUGUACGUGUCAUUCUUCUAUCGGAUCAGCAUGAAUCAUUCUGUCAGACUAAAUAUUUUGUCAAGUUAAGCAUGGACACAUUGGAUUUUCGAUUACUAUCUGAACCAUGGGUGUUACUUUUAGAUUUUUUGAAUUUGUGCGAUGAUGAUAAAGAGGAGGCUUUGAAAAAAACUGUUGGAAAAUUAAAUCAAAACACAAUUCCUUCAUGUUACUCCAACUCCGCUCCUGCGGCGACGAAAUCAAUCCCCAUUCCGAUAAAUAAUGAUCCAAAGUUAUGUCUGCUGCUAGACAUCAGUUCAGUGAAUUGCAUAGUUACUGAACCCAGUAAAACCGCUGAAGAAUCAUUGUCCAAUAGUGAUUCCCCUGAUAAAGUUCAGUCAUUAUUGACGUGUGUAAAUUUGGAUACAGAUUUGGCUGUGUUGUCUUCUAGUGGGAUAAAGCUUCAAGUCAGUUAUACACCUGGUGUUGAUGCUACUACUGCGACUGCUGCCAGUUAUCGUAGUGUUGAUGUUGGUGGUGAGCAUCGUGAUGACAUUAACGAUGGUGAUGAUGAUGACGAUUUUCUGACGAAUUCUUGUCUUCAAAUGGAAGGUCAUAUGUACAGCAUUAAAUUAAUCGCUUUACCCAGACAAUAUGCUUCCUUAUAUGGAGUUCGUUUAAUGUCUGCGCCAACACAAUCACUGCCUUUAAGUGUUGACAGUGUCAUGAACAAUACUCAACUGCCAUUUUUAGUCUUUCAGUUUAAUAAAGCUAAGAAAUUAUCAUCUUCACCACCCCCACCACCACCAGCAACAACAACCAGCACUAACCGAUGUAUCAAUUCCAAUGACAAAAUCCUGAAACAGGCGUCAGUCAACCAUAAUGCCAAUCUUCGGAUACAUUUAUCCGGUGUAUCAUAUAUACACACGCAUUCCUUCUUAAUGAGUGUUAUUAAUACCUUACAGAACGCUAUAGAACAAUACACUUCGUUAAAGCAAACAAGAUAUUGUGUUAAAGGUUUACAGAUGCCAACAACGGUGGAUAUCACUGCAUUGUCUUGUCUACAUUUGAAUAUUUCUGCUCAUCGCCCAUUGAAUCUGAUCAUCCCGGUUUGUUGUACUAGUUCAAAAGUCCUAAUCAUCAAUAUGAAUGGAAUGAAAAUCGAUAAUACAUUUCUAUGGAAUAAUACUAUUGGUGGUGGUGGUGGUGGUGAUACGGUGGGAGUCAACUCUGGAUCUAUGGAAACUCUACAAUCGACAUCAUCUCACACUAAUGGUAAUAAUAAUAAUGAUAACAAUAAUGUUCCUAGAGGUGAUAAUCGAUAUUUCUACUCAAAUAUUCGAUCGUUGAACAAAAGUAAUUCAACGGGACUUCUAGAAUGUUCUAAUUUCAAUACACAAGAUUCUACUCCACAACAACAUCUUUUAAUUGAUCAAAUAUCUAUGGAUUUAUAUGAAGUUUCAUUAUACUGUGCAGAACGGAUUGAUACGUUCAGUGAUGACGUAAUGCUUGAUUCAGGUGUGAAUAAUCCUCCAGUUCGAUUUCCAACCUAUUCAUUCAUUCCUGUGAAUAAUCAAUUUGAAUAUACAACAAGUGAAGAAUUUGGCCCAUGCAGCAUUCUUUCCCGGCCUAUUUCUUGUUUAAAUUUAUCUUUGGAGCGUAAUUUAACUUCAUCAAGUGUACAUGAAUUGCCUGAUAUAAAAUUAACUGGACAGCUUACUGAUUGUCAAGUGUAUAUGAAUACUUAUGCAUAUCGAUUGAUUCGUGGAAUUUUAUCACAGAAUUUUGGUGAAAAUUCAAUCUCCAGCUCUAGUACAACGAAAUCAUUUGUUAAUGAUGUCUGUUGGACAAAAUUUGCACUUGAUAUUUCUUUAAAUUCAAUUCAAAUCAAUUUGUUCAAUUGUUCAAUGUUACCGGUUCAUUUGAAUUUGGCGAAUAAUAAUACUGAUAAUCAUAAACAAUUUGGUAUCAUCAAUCUGUCUGAUGGAAUUUUAUCAUUUAAAUAUUUUUCAAAUCAAAGUACAAUGAUACAACUUCAAUGUUUCGACAUCAAUUUAGUAGAAUUUCAUGAAGACAGUACAACCACAGUUUUUCAAUUAUCAAUCAGACGAUUGAAUACUCUUUUAAAAACAACAACAAUAAAGAAGGACGAUGAAAAAUCGAAUUUCACAAGUGGAAUAUUCACAGUACUUGGAUUAGUUGAUCUCUCUUGA